AUGAAAGGAGUUCGUCAACCACCACCUGUGCCCGCUAGACAGGAUCUCAGUGAAGAUUUCCUAAAAAAAUGGGAUGAAUGGAAGCGUAUGAAAGAAACCAAUUCAGUACCGGCUUGGGAAGAAGAAGCAAAACCGGAUGAGGUGCUAGUUCAAACCUCAACUGGCCUUUUCAAAUUUCAAGGUAUAUCCCGUUCAUUCACUCGCAAACUUCACGAAUGGGAAAAAUCCCGGGGAAUUGCCCCUGAAGCAUCUACAUCCGCUCUCCUGCAAGCUGCACGAGCGCGCAACAAAGCUCCACCGGCACCACUCACACGCACCCAAUCUGAUGGCAGUGUAGCGCCAUCUAUCGCCGGGUCUGGACGUCACCACGCAUCUAGUCUUAGUGUUAAUGACGCCGAUGAUUUUGAGUCAGAAUAUGAAAGGGAACAUUGUGAUGAAGGUAUUGAUGAGGGUGAUGGUGUUCGAGGUGCAGUACUUGUAGAAGUAGAAGCUGAAGAAGUCUGCACAGCAGCCCCUCUCUUUGCUGUCUCGCCUCGACACACGCCUCAGAAGCCAGUAUAUACAUAUGGUCCGGCUGAAGCCCGACUACUAUGUGAAACAAACGCAACAGUCACAGGAACGGCUGUGUUACAACCCAACUCUGUUAUAUUUUCAGACGCACGUAGAAUAAAGUCAAAAGAAAAAACCGAAUCUAAAUCUAAGUCACCUCAUAAUCAACCCAAAGAAGAUGACAAAAUUAGUAAAAGAAAAAUAAAUCGACAACCGAGUAUAGAAGAGGAUGCUAGAUUUAUUAGAAAGACUAUAGAAGAAAUAGAACGUGGCAGUUCCUCUCGUUUUAAAGAGGAAACUACUGGUGAUGAAGAUAAUACUAUUUCGAUGAGUAGAAAAGCCGAUAAAGAAAUUCCUUCUACGAGUAAAGGUAUAAUUCAAAAACCUUCAAAACAAAUGUGCUCUGUAAAAGAAAAAGAAGAAGCUAAUGUCGAGGAUAUAUAUGAUGAAAAUAAACGUAAAGAAACAGAUAAAAGUAACGGGAAGAAAAAAUCAAAGUCAAGAGCUAGAUUGGAACGAGAACAAUCGAAACCUUCAGAAAGUGACACAGAGCAUGAUGUUGAUACUGUAACUGUUGAGAUUCCAAGAAGACGAAAAAGACCCCGAAAAGCAUCAGAGAGACCAAAAACUCCUCCCUCACACUAUCAUACGGAUUCUGAAGGCGAGGUAUUCGUACUGAAACUUAAAGCACCUGAACCCCGUGAUGGUUCUCCAGAAGUAAUAGUAAGAACAACUCGUAAAAUAUUUUCUCCUGUAGUAAGGAGUGGUGAAACUAUACCGCGGGCAGUCAUACCACUAGAUGUUGAUGAAUUAGUUGAAGCUACACCUUCAAUGAAUCAUUCAAACUACCACAACAAUGACAGCAGAAAAGCGGAAACAAAAUGCAAUAGAAUGAAAAAAGAUACAGAAACACCUUCUGGAGAUCUUCAAGAGAGUGAAGAACAACGUCCAAGGACAAGACCACCGUUACCAUCUUCCCCAUCGUCGCAACGUAAACCACAACCGAAAGAAACUGCACCAUCUAUACGGAUUAUGAUCCAACGGUAUAACAUGAAGAUUAACGAAGAAGGGCACACAUCUGGAGCCAGUAGUGGAACUUCUUCUCCUGCUUGGAGAUCUCCAACUGCUGAAAGACGUAGACCGCCUGACAUGCCUGUCGGGGUAAAUAUCAGAAAUAACCCAUUCCUUGAGAGAGAAGUACAGAAAUCAGCCAGUGCAUGUCAGUUAUCAGAACGUUAUCAAAACUCUGUUGAGAAACGGCUUGAACCUACGCCUGCAGCCGGACUUGAUGGUGUUUUGAAGUCACAUAGUGCUAAUGCUUUACAUCCAGAACAAUCCAGGGUCGAAUCACCAUCGCCCUUGUUUAACGAAAAGAAAAAAGAAGACAGCCAAGAGACUAUUAGACCUAUAACUGCGAGUACAGACACAAUCGUUCCUGAUUUGACAAAAAACUUACCAGAAUACCAGCAAAGCACCUACGUCACACAAUCAUUUCCAGUAUUAAGACAAUUAUCAGAUGUAAUAGUUCCCAGUGUAUCAAAGUUAAUUUCGGAAAAUCCCCGAAUAUUCGAUAGAUCGGUGUCAGCAACUACAGCCCCAUCGACUUUGGCGGAGACUGAUGUUGCAACAGCGAGAUUGUCAGAGCGAGCUGCCAAGAUUCGUGCUGCUAGAGAAAGAUUCCUUUCAUCUUCUAUUCCCAUGAGAAGAGAGGGUACCAGUUCAGCCAGCGACUUGAGGCCUGGUGACAGAUCGAGUCGAAUCAGUUGCGAAAGCGAUGUAACUGAGGCAACGAGUUCCAGUAAUCAAGAAACCACACUCGGUAGAAGUGCUUCCACGGGAAUGGUGAAUGUAGAUCGGGAAGCUUGGCAGAGAGUAGCAGAGGGAGGUGGUAGCCGGUCCUCUCGACCUAGAACUCGAUUCAGCUUGGCACGACUUGCGGCGCGGCUAAGACGCAAAGACGAGGGUGCUGUAUCCAGCCUUUGUAGGCAGAGCCUACUGGUUCAACUACGUAACAAACACUGA
This is a messenger RNA of Diatraea saccharalis (sugarcane borer), 2571 nucleotides long. Lineage: Eukaryota; Metazoa; Arthropoda; Insecta; Lepidoptera; Crambidae. The record is from the annotation of a GenBank genome assembly.